This is a messenger RNA of Sorex fumeus (smoky shrew), 2281 nucleotides long. RefSeq names its product PR/SET domain 8 (gene PRDM8). Gene Ontology annotation, biological process: regulation of DNA-templated transcription. NCBI's taxonomy places the organism in Eukaryota, Metazoa, Chordata, Mammalia, Eulipotyphla, Soricidae. The record is from RefSeq and is a predicted model, not a curated record. Gene Ontology annotation, molecular function: protein binding. The coding region runs from base 135 to 2267 and encodes 710 amino acids. Gene Ontology annotation, cellular component: nucleus. The transcript has 4 exons.
UGCCAGAGAAGCCUCAUCCAAGCCUCUUAGCCAUGGCCCGGCACUGAGAGCAUCAGCGGGAGCACCCCUACAUCACACCUCCCGGGCUCAAGGUGGCCUUUGGGGGCCCAGCGGCUUCUGACCUUAUUCCUGUGAUGGAGGAUUCGGGCAUCCAGCGAGGCCUCUGGGAUGGCGAUGCCAAGGCCGUGCAGCAGUGUCUGACAGAUAUUUUUACCAGCGUCUACACCACCUGUGACAUCCCCGAGAAUGCCAUCUUUGGGCCCUGCGUCCUAAGCCACACAUCCCUGUAUGACAGCAUAGCAUUCAUAGCGCUCAAGUCCACGGACAAGAGAACAGUCCCUUAUAUCUUCCGGGUAGACACCUCUGCGGCCAACGGUUCCUCAGAAGGUCUCAUGUGGCUGCGGCUGGUCCAGUCCGCCCGAGAUAAAGAGGAGCAGAACCUUGAAGCCUAUAUCAAAAACGGACAGCUGUUUUACCGCUCUCUCCGCAGGAUUGCCAAAGACGAGGAGUUACUAGUUUGGUACGGGAAAGAACUGACUGAGUUACUCUUGCUCUGCCCCUCUCGGUCCCACAGCAAGAUGAAUGCGGGGUCGUCCCCUUACACCUGCCUGGAAUGCAGCCAACGCUUCCAGUUCGAGUUCCCCUACGCGGCGCAUCUGCGCUUCCGUUGCCCCAAGAGGCUGCACAGCGCCGAUCUGAGCCCCCCGGACGAGCAAGGCGGCGGCGGCGGCGGCGGCGUGGGCGUGGGCACCAAGGACCACGGGGGCGGCGGCGGAGUCGGCGUUGGUGCCAAAGACCCUCCGCCACCGCGACAAGACGCGUCCCUGGGCCCGGGCCCCAAGUUCGCCUGCAGCAAAGCCGGCCCCAUCCACCACUACCCGGCGCCCUCCCCCGAGGGUACCAACCCGCCUCCCGUCGGCGGCGGCGGCGGUGGCGGCGGCGCUAAACCCUCCACGGAUUUCCACAAUCUGGCGCGGGAGCUGGAGAACUCCGGGGGCGGCCGCAGCUGCUCCCCGGGCCGGGGCCUCGGCGGCGGCGGCGGCGGCGGCGGCGGCGGCGGCCACCAGGAGGCGGAGCUGAGCCCCGACGGCCACGCCGCGGGCGGUGCCAAGGGGAAGAGGAAAUUCCCGGACGAGGCGGCCGACGGCGGCGGCGGGGGCGCGGGGCUGGCGGCGGGCCGGAGCCGCUUCUCCGAGCGGCCGCUGCCCGUGCCCAAGGAGGACCUGGUGUGCACGCCGCAGCAGCAGUACCGCGCGCCGGGCAGCUACUUCGGCCUGGACGACGGCGGCCGCCUGUUCGCGCCGCCCAGCCCCGAGACGGGCGAGGCCAAGCGCAGCGCCUUCGUGGAGGUGAAGAAGGCGGCGGCGGCGGCGCGCGCGGCGGGCUUGCAGGAGGAGGCGGCGGCGGCGGCGGCCGACGGCGGGGGCGCCGACGAGCAGGAUGCUGGCGGCGGGGGCGGGGGCGGCUCGUCCACGCCGGUGGCAGCGUCGCCGCGACCCGGGGCCCCGCUGGCCGGCCGGCUGGAGGGCGGCAGCCCGGCGCGGGGCAGCGCCUUCACGUCGGUGCCGCAGCUGGGCGGCGCGGCGGGCGCGGCGGGCGCCCCCGGGGGCGCGGCGGGCACCGGGCCCGGCGCGGCGGCGGCGGCGGCGGCGGCGUCGGACGAGCGCAAAAGCGCCUUCUCGCAGCCCGCGCGCUCCUUCGCGCAGCUGCCGCCGCUGGUGCUGGGCCAGAAGCUGGGCGCGCUGGAGCCCUGCCACCCCCCCGACGGCGUGGGACCCGCCAGACUCUACCCCGCCACCGCCGCCGCCGCCGCGGCCGCCGCGGCCGCGGCCGCCGCGGCGGGCGACCCGCUGGCCGUGAAGCUGCAGGGCGCGGCCGAGCUGGGCGCGGGCUGCGGGGGGCUGCCCAAGCAGAGCCCCUUCCUCUACGCCACCGCCUUCUGGCCCAAGAGCUCGGCGGCCGCGGCGGCGGCGGCGGCCGCGGCGGCCGCGGGACCCCUGCAGCUGCAGCUGCCGUCGGCGCUCACCCUGCUGCCGCCCUCCUUCACGUCGCUGUGUCUGCCCGCGCAGAACUGGUGCGCCAAGUGCAACGCCUCGUUCCGCAUGACGUCCGACCUGGUGUACCACAUGCGCUCGCACCACAAAAAGGAGUAUGCCAUGGAGCCCCUGGUGAAGCGGCGGCGGGAGGAGAAACUCAAGUGCCCCAUCUGCAACGAGUCCUUCAGGGAGCGCCACCACCUGUCCCGGCACAUGACCUCGCAUAACUGACGUCGGAGGGGGAC